CUACUGCGAGCAUAACCAUUUGGUGCCACUGUGGUUGUGCCUUCAGCCCUGUCAAUUGGGACCAAAACCUAUGAGUUUUGGCGAUUGGUGCAGAAUCCACGUUUUCCCAAAACAAGAGGAGGUUGUCCUACCGAUUUCACAAUUUAAACAUGUUUGUGAUUUGUUAGUAACUUUGAAGAACUGGAAUCCUCUAGGCUAAGUGAUCUGUGUCCCUGCCACGUGGGGUACAAGGUAGCUGGUCUGACGUGAAUAAAUGAGGAAGUGGAUUUGAGGGACCCUGGUCGUGACCAAGACUACACUCACUCAUUAUCCUAGGUCAGAGAGAUCUGUGAUCCUUGCCUCUUUAGUGAUGUUCCAACGCGGCUGACCUGUAAGUGAUUAAAACCUGUCAUAAAUAAUCCAGUGUAAUGACUGCUGUUUUACCCUCUGAAGACAGAGUGAGGGAGAGGCGAUUGAUGGACAACAAGGAGGAUGGGAAGACUUGACCUUGGGCGCAAAUCUCCAUACGUUCCUCUUUCUGUAAUGUGUACAAUUAGGCUAACAAAACAGCACAGAUUGUUUAAAGAUUAGGAUUAGUGUCAGCAAUUAUACACACGUUAUGAAAUGUCACUUCUGGUUUAACCUGACUCCUGAGGCAGAUGGACUUAAGGAUAGAAUUGGAGAGGUUGAAGCAGGGAGGUGCCACACUCAGCUCCUGUCAAGUGCUUGAUGUUGGGGGAUAAGUGGCUUGCUGAAGGACAAAACCACGAAACAUUGGCAUUUAGCAUUUGCUAAUAGCAACCACUCAAACCACAAUGCCACCUGCCGUACCCAAGAGAAGAAAGUAAAUAGGUCUAUGGAAACGUUGACCAGUGAUGACCGCCACGUCAUGGCAAAGCACGACGACCUCUGCCCUUCCCCAGAGGACCUGGAGGCAGUCCAGAAGAUGGUGUCCAGCGUGGAAUGUGGCCUUAAACAGGUGUCAGACUGGAUGGACAAACUCAAUGCCUCCCUGAGCAAGGCACCAACCCCCUCCCGCAAGGACACCAAGGCUGUUGUAGACCAUACCACCACCUUCAGCAGCACAAAACCGCGGAGGGCAUCAGUCCUGUGUGGGGUGAUGCGCGUGGGUCUUUUGGCUAAGGGCCUUCUGAUUAAAGGAGACAAGGACUUGGAGCUGGUUCUGAUGUGCAGAGAGAAACCCACCAAACUCCUGUUGUACACUAUUAGUUCCAACUUGCCCUUGCAACUACAGACGCUAACAGGGGACCAGUACGAGGUGCAGUCCAAGAUUUCAGAGUCAGCUAUGCGGGUGGUCAAGACCAACGACCCCAAAUUCACCCUGAAGAUUACCUUGUCUUCCCUUGCCAUGGGAGACAAAAACACUGCCCCGGACCAAGAGGAAGGCGUGGAGGGGUUUGAGGUGCUGGAUGGCCAGUGUUGCCGCGCUGCCCUGGCGGCACUCCGACACACCAAAUGGUUCCAGGCCAGAGUGACAGAUCUGAAGUCGUGUGUUAUCGUCAUGCGUGUUCUCAGAGACAUGCGCAACAGAUUGACCAUGUGGGAGCCUCUCAAAGAAUGGCCUCUAGAGCUGAUCUGUGAGAAGGCCCUAGCCACCUGUAAUCGCCCCUUGGGGCCCGGAGAGGCCCUACGCAGGGUCAUGGAAUGCAUCGCCUCGGGGAUCCUCCUCCCAGGUGGGCCAGGCGUUCGGGACCCCUGUGAGAGGGAGCCUACUGACACCUUGUCUGUGAUCACAGGCCAGCAGGCAGAGGCUAUCACUCAGAAUGCACAGCAUGCACUACGUCUUCUGGCCUUUGGGUACCUGCAUAAAGUCCUGAAUAUGAAUCCUCUCCCUCAAGCGAAAUCCUCACACAGACUCUCAGGGCUGGACAAAGAAGGAACCUGUCGGAAAAGGCAGCACGAGUUUCGACACACUGACGACAGACAAUUCUUCAAGAAGAUGAAACCCAACCUGAUAAGAGCUCAGGACAGUGCGGUGACAGACCCCAACAUGAAUGCUCAGGCGAGACUGAACCAGGUGUUCCCGGGGCUCCAGUACAAGCUGUUGUCCCAAUCUGGCCCAGUCCAUGCUCCAGUCUUCAUCAUGUCUGUGGAGGUCCACGGAGCAGUCUAUGAGGCCUCCGGCACCUCCAAGAAGACUGCCAAACUAAAAGUAGCACUUAAGGUCUUACAGGCGCUUGGUAACCCAGCUGGCUUUGAUGUGGACCUGGAACCCCUGAGUGCUGACCAUAGGUCAGAUGACAGAAGUUUCCGUGAUGACAGGAAAGACAAAAUGUCCACCAAAUCCAACAGCAACACAGUCAUCUCCUCCACAGACACACGUGAGCCCCGCAUCCCGGGCCCCUUCCUCACAGCGGGGGGCAAAAACCCAGUGAUGGAACUGAACGAAAAACGCAGAGGACUGAAUUACGAACUUGUUUCAGAGACCGGAGGCAGCUUUGACAAACACUUCAUCAUAGAGGUGGAGGUUGAUAAACAGAGGUUCAGAGGCUCUGGGACCAGUAAGAAAGCAGCGAAGGCUAGCGCUGCCCUGGCUGCUUUGAAGAGACUCUUCCCUGAUUCCAAAGAGCACCGUACCAAAAACAAGAGGUCCACCACACAGAGCACGGUUUCGUGCACCAUGUCUGUACCAGUGAUUACCCACCCCAGACCAAGAGGAGCACCGUACAUUCAUGUCCCCCCCCGCCAUGGGUGCCACCCACCAGGCUGUGGAGGGAUGUAUGGUUAUGGUCUCUCCUUUCCUGCCUGUGGUAAGCACAAUGGCCAUGCCAGGACCAGUAGUUAGUCUGUGUCAUGCAUGAAUGCACAGGCUUCCUGUUUCGCCUAGCUGUUUUCAGUGUUCUUUAUUUCAUAACAAGUUUGUUUAGACACAAAACAGAUUAUACCCGCAUGUUUAAAUCUCUUUAGUCACGUUGCCCACAUGGCUGAUAAACUGGGUUAGACUACGUUUCAUUUGAAUGGAUAGACUUGUUUUUAUUCUUGUCAUUUUCUCUCAAGAAUGCCCUCAGUUAUGUUCUGUGUUUUGCAAUUGCUCCCAUUCUUCCCUGUCUCACACCACUACUACCCAUUUUUGGACAACAAAGUGCUACAUUACUUAUUUUAUGUUAAAGCCUGUUUUUUAAGUUAUAUUUUUAUAGGUGGAUAGCUUUUUGAAGUCAUUCUUAUUGGAUAUAGGAUAUCCAACUAUUUUGUUGGUAUUAAUACAACUAGUUUUUAAUCUAGUAUGUAUAAUUGGUUCCUUGAGUUGUUUCGCACUUAUU
This is a messenger RNA of Esox lucius (northern pike), 3260 nucleotides long. Its product is annotated as spermatid perinuclear RNA-binding protein-like. The transcript is spliced from 18 exons. The record is from RefSeq and is a predicted model, not a curated record. Gene Ontology annotation, cellular component: precatalytic spliceosome. Bases 836 to 2785 code for a protein of 649 amino acids. Lineage: Eukaryota; Metazoa; Chordata; Actinopteri; Esociformes; Esocidae. Gene Ontology annotation, molecular function: single-stranded RNA binding; double-stranded RNA binding.